AUGAAAUUCUCUACUGCCGUUGUAUCACUCAUAACCGUCGCACCACUGGUCGUGGGCGCCGCUGAGGAAUCUCGAUACCUUAAGACCGGAAUGAAAUCCAAGUCUGGCAAAGGCAAAGGCGUCCGCCAGCUAUCUGGACAUCGAAAGAGUGAACAUCCUGCGUCCGAUAAUGGCAAGGGAAAGGAAAAAGGAAGUAAUCGCAUGAAUAGCUCUCCUAAGAAGAAUAGAGCGAAGAGCAGUGGAGGUGAGGCGGACAAGUGUGCGGGAAAGAAUGGGUUUUCUCGGUUCCCCUUUAAAGGGCUGGACAACUCGCAGCGUCUUCUGCUUCGCGAAGGUGUCGUUGACUCCAUCAAGCCUUCUUUGUGUGGAAACGAAGGCAACAAGAAUGUCAUCUUGGUGGUUGGAGAUGGUAUGGGAUGGGAGAUGGUCAGAUCCGGUGCUAUUGCUAAGCAGGUGGUGGAUGAGCUGGAAGGUCUCGGUUGCGAUACCACCACAGGUUGCCCAGACAACAGUGCUGCGAUGAAUGCUUUCCGUGGACGAACACUAGACGACUAUUAUACUGAGGGUAAGGGAAGUGGUAUGUCUUUCCAAGAGUUGGAUGGCUAUGCUUUGAUGACAACCACCACCACUGUCACUCAAGAACCCAACCCUGGAAACCACUAUGCUCCUUCUCGAAGUCUUCUUGAAGGUGAUGUCUCUGAGCACGAGAGUGGUCAGGCUGCCCUUGCUCUUGACGAGUGUGGUUUCCCGAUCGAUUUCUCUCCGCUUGACUUUGAAGCCGACGGCGGCAACAUGGUCCUUUGGGACAAUAAAAUGGGAGGAGAAUUUCCUUGGGACAAACGCUACUAUCAGGAGCGUCCCGAUACUUCAACCGGAUUCGACCCGGAGUACAUUAUGCGUCAUGCGACGGAUUCGGCUUCUACAGCUGGAACAAUGGCCACUGGUCACAAGGCUGCCGUGAACAUGAUGUCACAAACACUUUACGAAGAAGACGUUAGCACGCUUGUGGAAGACGCCAUGUAUUGCGGUAUGGCUGGAGGUGUCGUUACUUCCGUUCCCAUGCUCCAUGCUACUCCUGGAGCCUUUGUGACGCAUACGAACUCCCGCUCCGAUCGCGACUCCUUACGUCGUAGCUUCAUGCAGGUUCGUCCCACAAUGGCCAGUGGUGUUUGUGGAGGCCGCUACUAUCCCUUCGAAGAAGACCUGGAGAGCAUGAUGAACGGCGCCCUUUCCAGUGAGUGGACCUUUUUGUACCAGAAUAACAUGACAACGGCCGACGCUUUCUACGACCCGAUUGCGGACCUUGAUCCUGACAAUGGCGAUCAUCUCCUUGUUUGCUUGGGUGGCGACUACACCACUAGCGGCCAACAAAAUCUUCCGUACCGUGGUGUUGACGGUACAUACUCGAAUCGUUGGUGUAGUUCUGGUGAAGGACAAACAGACCCCGAUACUGGUGCUGUGAUCGGAAUCACUGCCACAACUCCAGAUGAACUCUGCAACCAUUACGAACAGGAAGAAAUUGAACAGAUUCCCCAUAUCUCCGAAAAUGUCAAAGCUGCUUUGGACUUUCUCGGAAAGGACGAUGAUGGUUUCUUUCUAAUGUAUGAGCAGGGAGAUAUUGAUUGGUCCGCUCACGCCAACCACAUGGACGACAUGAUUGGAACCAUGUUUGACGUUUCGGAGUCGGUGCAGGUCAUCAUUGACUGGAUCAUGGAUAACGGUGGCUGGGAUAAGAACGCCCUCUACGUCACUGCCGACCACGACCACUACCUUACUCUGAAGGACAAUUUUCCCGAGGCCUUGGCCCACUUGCUCAUCCGCGGUGAAUCCCACAACAUUACGCCUCAGAGUAAUUCCGGCGUAAACCCGUGGGAUGCCGGUAUCGGAGUCGGUCGUCACGAAGAUGACUCCCAGAGUGUCACCGAGCAUAUUAACGACUUUUCUACCUGGUCGGAAGACGACGUUGACGCGGUGGGCCACUUCUGGGGCGCCAACGGUUCCGGCGGCAACGGCUGGGGUAGCCACUCGACGCGCCCCGUCCCGGUCAGUUACAUGGGAGACGAUGGCUGCAUCGAAGCGUUGACUGGUACCGGCUUUCAGGUUCUUGGCCGCGACGUGAAGGGGCAUCACGGUAAAAUCGACCAGAUGCAUUUGCACGCUUGCAUGCUCAAGAACCUGUUCGGUCUCUAAUCGGAUUCUUGGUGAUUG
This is a messenger RNA of Phaeodactylum tricornutum CCAP 1055/1, 2208 nucleotides long. RefSeq lists its product with no specific name. The transcript has 4 exons. Bases 1 to 2190 code for a protein of 729 amino acids. Gene Ontology annotation, molecular function: alkaline phosphatase activity. The record is from RefSeq and is a predicted model, not a curated record. NCBI's taxonomy places the organism in Eukaryota, Bacillariophyta, Bacillariophyceae, Surirellales, Neidiaceae. Gene Ontology annotation, biological process: dephosphorylation.